AUGAAAGUUCUGCUCAGCAACCACCCAGACGAAACGCGCAUCCUGUUUGACUACAAUAAAACAAUGUUGAAGUCAUCCCCAUUACACUCUGCAUCUGUCGCAUCAGGGUUGCUAAAAUGCUUCUUGGGUGCCCACCCUCUCCUUCCUGCAACGUACGAAAAAUGCGGUUUGACCACCUCGUGUCGACGAAGUACGACGAUUCACUCCCCGGCCAAAAUUUGGCAACCUCCUUCAUGCCGCUAUUUUAGCAAAUCUCGUCCUAUACUUUCGCCAUUACCAGAAACGUCUGAGCAGUCAUCGCCCAGCUACUUGUCAACCGCCAACAAACCUCCUGGAACUGACGAACAGGGGCUCAAAUCCGAUCGCGGAGAUAUUAAUUCCGAUUCUAAAUCAACUAGCAAGACCUCCCGUUCUAAAAAAUCAAAUGUCCCUCGCAGUUCAAAAUCUACAACACAGAAACGGGAAAAACCAGAGAAGCCUCGGGAACUAGAACCUUGGCAAAUACAGAAACAAGCUUUAAAGAAGAAGUUCCCUGAGGGAUGGAAUCCGCGAAAGCGCCUUCACCCAGAUACCCUCGAUACUAUCCGACAUUUACACCAACAGGACCCAAACAUAUAUUCGACCCCUGCCCUCGCACAGGAAUUCAAGGUGUCUCCAGAAGCAAUUCGGCGCAUCUUAAAAAGCAAAUGGCAACCGACUCCGGAGGUUGCUGCAGAACGGCGGGAACGGUGGGAAAAACGCCGGAAACGAAUUUGGAACCAGCUGUCGGAAAUUGGGGUUCGACCGCACAGGCCAAGCUUUGCUGAUGUUUCAGAUACUAAAGUCCUUGAAAAAAAGCGCCGCACCGUCGGCUCAAAGUGACAUAGCUGGUUAAUAUUUUUUGGAGCAUGGCGUACUACGGAGUUCAUUUGUAGGUUGAUGUUAGCUGGGUUGAGAAAUGCCCCCAAAACCAGGAUAAAUAUGCCUGAGACGUAUAUUGUACGAUACCAUAUCCCAUUGUUGUAAUAUAUAAUUGAAGAUUUUAAAACGAAUACACCCAUGCAGUUGUUGAUGGCAAGUUGAACAACUACACUUCAAGAACUGGAGCUUGUGCGCCAUAGCUGGGCGCUAAGCGCGUCAGCCACACUUCCGC
Molecule: messenger RNA, 1132 nt
Organism: Blastomyces gilchristii SLH14081
Lineage: Eukaryota; Fungi; Ascomycota; Eurotiomycetes; Onygenales; Ajellomycetaceae
Product: mitochondrion organization and biogenesis protein
Exons: 1
Coding region: 1-861 (286 amino acids)
Cellular component (GO): nucleus
Source: RefSeq, a predicted model, not a curated record